Molecule: messenger RNA, 10683 nt
Organism: Rana temporaria (common frog)
Lineage: Eukaryota; Metazoa; Chordata; Amphibia; Anura; Ranidae
Gene: TTC28
Product: tetratricopeptide repeat domain 28
Exons: 22
Coding region: 936-7976 (2346 amino acids)
Molecular function (GO): protein binding
Source: RefSeq, a predicted model, not a curated record
CUGGAGAGGUGAAGCCCUCUGUACAGUACAUGGGGCUGAUGAAGAGACUAGCAGUAAGACCCUGCAGGCUGCUGCAAUGUCUUGAACAGAACAGUGCGGGCUCUGCAUAUACUAGAAGGGAAGGAAGUCAUUAGUGUAGAGGAGUACAUUUUGUUGCUGUUGCAGGAUUUCCUUCCAGCAUUUCCCAAGUAAAAAUCCCUGUGUUAUUUUUCUGCUAGGUUUGUUUUUGUUUCUGUUUUCAGUUUAUUAAGACGCGUGAAUUGUUCACGCAGAACCUUUCCUGCACACAUUGUAGAAAUUGAAGAGCAGCAGCGGAGCCAGUUUUUUUUUCUUCCUCUUAUGGAACUGUAUCCUGGAAUGUACUUUUUUUGGGAGAAAGAUGCGAGGAGAAGGCUGCAGCCCUUCGCCUACAACUGCAAAGCUUGCAGAGGAUAGUGGAUUUUAAAGGGGGGAGAACACUGAGUCCUACUGGAAGAUGACAAAAUCCCAUCUAUGCUGUGUAGCCUGAGAGUACAGGACACUUUCAGAUCUUGGAUUGCAGAUGUAAGGCAUUUAUGACAAAAGGCAAAUCUGAGCUUCAAAAGCCACAGCUCAUCCAUUUCACUUUGCCUUUUUCUUUAACAUGAUCAAACGUUAGAAUCUCCCCUACGCUUGAAAACCUUGAUUUCCUCAAAUCGCUUAUUCUACAUUUUUAACCUUUUUUUUUCCCUACUUCUGGAUUUGAUUAAACUAAACUGGGAUUGAAGUCUCUUUUGUUCCUCUGAUUGGGUUUUGAUUUUUUUUGUUUUUUUAUGAUAUAUAUUUUUGUUUUUCAAAAAAAGUAAAUAUGCAACAUAUUUAAAGGAGCAGGAAGCAUGACUGUCAGCAACUGUAAAAUUCCCACGUCUACAACCAUCUCUCACGUCUCUUGAUGCUCAACAAUUUUACGUCCAAAUAUGAUGAAAUGGCAGCCCCGGAAGAAGGCAUACUUCAGACAGGGUGUUGCCCUUCAGUAUCUUGGUCGCCAUGCAGAUGCCCUGGCUGCGUUUGCAUCCGGAUUGGCUCAGGAUCCCAAGAGUUUACAGCUGCUGCUAGGCAUGGUGGAAGCAGCAAUGAAAUCCCCUAUGAGAGAAUCUUUGGAACCUACUUACCAACAACUUCAGAAGAUGAAACUGGACAAGAGCCCUUUUGUGGUAGUGUCAGUGAUUGGUCAAGAACUUUUAACUGCAGGACAUCAUGGUGCUUCAGUGGUUGUGUUAGAAGCUGCACUGAAAAUUGGGACUUGCAGUCUAAAGCUGAGGGGUUCUGUGUUUUCUGCCCUAAGCAGUGCUUACUGGUCUCUUGGAAACACAGAGAAGAGCACGGGAUAUAUGCAACAGGACUUGGACGUAGCAAAGACUCUAGGUGACCAGACAGGAGAGUGCCGUGCCUAUGGGAAUCUAGGAUCUGCAUUCUUUUCCAAAGGAAACUUUCGGGAGGCACUUACUAACCACAGGCAUCAGUUAGUUCUCGCCAUGAAGCUAAAGGAGAGAGAGGCAGCAUCAUCUGCUUUAAGCAGUUUGGGUCAUGUCUACACAGCAAUUGGUGACUACCCCAAUGCACUGGCAAGUCACAAGCAGUGUGUUCUCCUAGCUAAGCAAUCCAAAGAUGAACUGUCUGAAGCACGAGAGCUGGGAAACAUGGGAGCGGUCUACAUUGCAAUGGGAGACUUUGAAAACGCAGUCCAUUGUCAUGAACAACAUUUAAAAAUAGCAAAGGACCUUGGCAACAAACGGGAAGAAGCCCGGGCAUAUAGCAACCUUGGCAGUGCCUAUCACUAUAGAAGAAACUUUGACAAAGCAAUGUCAUACCAUAACCAUGUCUUGGAACUUGCACAAGAAUUAACGGAAAAGGCUAUUGAGAUGCGAGCCUAUGCAGGCUUAGGCCACGCUGCACGCUGUAUGCAAGACUUAGAGAGAGCUAAACAAUAUCAUGAACAACAGCUAGGCAUUGCAGAAAGUCUCAAAGACCGGGCGGCUGAGGGUAGAGCAUCUUCAAAUUUAGGAAUAAUUCAUCAGAUGAAAGGAGACUUUGAUACUGCACUAAAAUUACACAAGGCUCACCUUUCGAUUGCCCAGGAAUUAAACGAUUAUGCAGCUCAAGGCAGGGCUUAUGGUAACAUGGGGAAUGCCUAUAAUGCACUUGGGAUGUAUGACCAGGCUGUUAAGUAUCAUCGGCAAGAACUUCAGAUAUCGAUGGAGGUCAAUGACAGAGCUUCUCAAGCCUCUACACACGGGAAUUUAGCUGUUGCAUAUCAGGCUUUAGGUGCUCAUGAUAGAGCUUUACAACACUACCAAAACCAUCUGAACAUUGCUCGGGAACUACGGGAUAUUCAAAGUGAAGCUCGAGCUCUAGGCAACCUUGGAAAUUUCCACUGCUCUCGAGGUGAAUACAUGCAAGCAGUACCUUUUUAUGAACAGUACUUGAGAAUAUCACCUGAACUGCAAGACAUGGAGGGGGAGGGUAAAGUGUGUCACAAUCUUGGCUAUGCUUAUUAUUGCCUAGGAAAUUACCAGGAUGCUGUAAAAUACUAUGAACAGGAUUUGGCAUUGGCAAAGGAUCUCCAUGACAAAGUAAGCCAAGCUAAGGCAUACUGUAACUUGGGCCUGGCAUUUAAGGCACUAAUGAACUAUAAUAAAGCUGAAGAAUGCCAGAAAUACCUUUUGUCAUUGGCACAGUCUUUGAAUAAUUCUCAAGCAAAGUUCCGUGCUCUUGGGAACCUUGGCGAUAUUUUUGUUGCUAAGAAAGAUGUAAAUGGUGCAAUAAAAUUUUACGAACAGCAACUAGGUUUAGCUCAUCAAGUCAAGGACAGGCGGCUAGAGGCUAGCGCUUAUGCUGCUUUAGGUAGUGCUUACAGAAUGAUACAAAAAUAUGACAAAGCAUUGGGAUAUCAUACACAGGAACUUGAGGUCUUCCAAGAAUUAAAUGAAUUGCCAGGAGAAUGCAGAGCUCAUGGUCACCUUGCUGCUGUAUAUAUGUCUCUUGAGAAGUACACUAUGGCCUUCAAAUGCUAUGAGGAACAGCUUGAGCUGGGGCAAAAGCUUAAAGACCCUGCAAUAGAAGCUCAGGUGUAUGGGAAUAUGGGCAUCACUAAAAUGAACAUGAAUGUCAUGGAGGAGGCUAUUGGUUAUUUUGAACAGCAGCUAGCCAUGCUACAGCAGUUGAGUGGAAAUGACUCUAUCCUUGACAGAGGUCGUGCAUAUGGAAACUUGGGAGAUUGUUAUGAUGCCCUUGGAGACUAUGAAGAAGCAAUAAAAUAUUAUGAGCAGUAUUUAUCUGUGGCUCAAAGCUUGAACCGCCUUCCAGAUCAGUCCAAAGCAUACAGGGGACUUGGAAAUGGACACAGGUCCAUGGGAAAUUUACAACAGUCUCUCGUAUGCUUUGAAAAAAGACUUGUGGUCGCUCAUGAACUUGGAGAGACAUCAAACAAAGCCCAGGCAUACGGAGAACUUGGACAUUUGCAUAGUCAGCUAGGAAACUAUGAGCAAGCAAUAUCCUGCCUAGAACGUCAACUAAACAUUGCCAGAGAAAUGAAAGACCAGAUACUGGAGAGUGAUGCAGCCUGUGGUCUGGGUGGAGUCUAUCAACAAAUGGGAGAGUUUGAUACUGCCUUACAGUACCAUCAACUGGACUUACAAAUAGCUGAAGAAACCAACAAUCCAUCUUGCCAAGCUCGAGCCUAUGGAAAUCUGGGACUUACUUAUGAAUCUCUGGGUAACUUUGAAAGAGCCGUAGUCUAUCAGGAACAGCACCUUAGCAUUGCAGCAGAAAUGAAUGACUUGGUAGCAAAGACAGUGGCCUAUAGUAGCUUAGGAAGAACUCAUCAUGCUUUACAGAAUUAUUCCCAAGCAGUAAUGUACUUACAAGAAGGUUUGAGGUUAGCAGAACAGUUGUCCCGUAGAGAGGAUGAAGCCAAAAUUAGACACCGUCUUGGACUCUCUCUUUGGGCUAGUGGAAAUUUGGAAGAAGCUCAACACCAGCUUUACCGAGCUUCAGCGUUAUUUGAAACAAUAAGACACGAAGCCCAGCUCAGCACUGAUUAUAAGCUCUCUCUCUUCGAUCUACAAACCUCGUCAUACCAGGCUCUGCAGCGUGUACUCAUCAGUCUUGGACAUCAUGAUGAAGCUUUGGCAGUUGCAGAGAGGGGAAGAACUCGAGCUUUUGCAGACCUUCUAGUUGAGCGACAAACUGGGCAGCAAGAAUCUGACCCUUACUCCCCUGUGACUAUUGACCAAAUCCUGGAGACUGUUAAUAGCCAGCGAGGAUUGGUGCUCUACUACUCACUAGCUGCUGGUUAUCUUUACAGUUGGUUACUGGCACCUGGUUCAGGAAUUCUGAAGUUUCAUGAAUGCUAUCUGGGAGACUCAUCACUGGAAAAUACCAGCGAUUUUACUGAUUCUGGAAGUAUGAGUUUUCAAGGAUCGAAUAGUUCAGUUCUAGAGCAAUACAUAGCAAAUGUACGUGAAACCUUAGGAGUGGACUCUUACUACACAAGGACUUGUGCAAGCAGUGAAACCGAGAGUGAGGCUGGAGAUUACAUGGACCAGCAAUACGAUGACCUUAACAAUAAAAUGAAUUUGGUGACAGAUCCAACUGGAUUCCUGAGGAUGGUCAACAGAAACAACACAUUCAACAGAAGUUGCUCAAGUAUGACAAGCCUGUUUAGUAACACUAUGUCUCCGGUAAAAGACAACACCUCAUCCUUGCCCCGAAAACAAAGCUGUCUCAACAAACCACCUCUGCGCGCCCUGUAUGAUCUGCUGCUGGCACCAAUGGAAGGGGGGUUAAUGCAUUCGAGUGGUCCAGUGGGGAGACAUCGGCAGCUGGUGAUGGUCUUGGAAGGAGAACUUUACCUCAUCCCAUUUGCUCUGCUAAAGGGCAGCUCAUCCAACGAGUAUCUUUAUGAACGCUUCAGUCUGAUUGCUGUUCCCUCCAUCCGAUCUCUGAACAUAAAUUCCAAGUCUCACUUACGGAAGAAUGCUCCCUUAUAUUCAAGUUCUACCUCCAUGGCUGCUGUUAUUGGAAAUCCGAAGCUUCCUCCAUCAGUGAUGGAUAGAUGGCUGUGGGGACCAAUGCCCUCAGCAGAAGAGGAGGCCUACAUGGUUUCUGAAUUGUUGGGUUGUCAGCCUCUUGUUGGCUCUUUGGCCACGAAAGACAAGGUGAUGAGCGCACUCACACAAGCUGAAUGCGUACACUUUGCCACCCACAUCUCAUGGAAACUUGCAGCUUUAAUACUAACUCCGAACAGCGAGAACAGCUCUGGAACAAAUAAAAGCACCUUUGGAAACACCUACACCAUUCCUGAGUCUUUACAGAUGCAGGACGAUGCCAGUGAUGUUGAAAGCAUAUCAGACUGUCCACCCCUUCAGGAAUUCCUCCUGACAGCCGCAGAUGUCCUGGAUCUCAGGCUUCCUGUAAAACUAGUGGUUCUUGGAUCUUAUCAGGAAUCCAGCAACAAAGUUACAGCAGAUGGAAUUAUUGGCUUGACGCGGGCCUUCUUGGCUGCCGGAGCUCAGUGCGUCCUUGUAUCUCUGUGGCCUGUGCCUGUUGCAGCCUCAAAAAUGUUUGUCCAUGCUUUUUAUUCGGCAUUACUGAAUGGAAUGAAAGCAAGUGCAUCCCUGUCUGAGGCAAUGAAAACAGUACAGAGCAGUAAGCAAUACUCACAUCCAUCAAACUGGGCAGGAUAUAUGCUUAUUGGAAGCGAUGUAAAGCUGAACAGUCCCUCAUCACUCAUCGGUCAAGCCUUAUCUGAGAUCCUCCAGAACCCUGACCGUGCAAGAGAUGCUCUUAGAGUUUUGUUGCAUCUGGUGGAGAAGUCCUUGCAGAGGAUUCAGAAUGGACAGCGAAACUCCAUGUACACCUCCCAGCAGAGUGUGGAAAAUAAAGUAGGGGGAGUACAAGGCUGGCAGUCCCUUCUGACAGCUGUAGGGUUUCGCCUUGACCCACCAGCAAGUGGUCUCCCAGCAGCAGUCUUUUUCCCCACAUCUGACCCCGGUGACCGUCUACAACAGUGUAGUACAACCAUACAGUCCCUCUUGGGUUUGCCUCAUGCAGCACUUCAGGCUCUUUGUAAACUCAUCACAGCUUCCGAAACUGGAGAACAGCUGAUUAAUCGGGCUGUUAAAAAUAUGGUUGGAGUGCUGCAUCAGGUCCUGGUUCAGUUGCAGACCGACAAAGAUCAUGACUUUUCCACAGUCCCAAUCCAGGUGUGCAUCAGUGUUCAGCUUUGGAGAUUACCUGGAUGUCAUGAGUUUUUAGCAGCACUAGGUUUCGAUUUGUGUGAGGUGGGCCAAGAAGAAGUAAUUCUGAAAACUGGCAAACAAGCCAACAAAAGAACAAUGCAAUUUGCUCUGCAAUCCCUCCUAGCUCUUUUUGAUUCUACUGAGCUUCCGAAACGCCUUAGUCUUGACAGUUCUUCUUCACUUGAAUCACUGGCAUCUUCACAAUCUGUGUCUAACCCAAUGCCACCAGGGUAUCCUGGUCAUCCAUUCUCUCCAAUCUGUCCAGAUGGCAUGGCUUCAGAUGCUAUCUCAGUCUACAGUCUUAGUUCCAUUGCUUCAUCAAUGAGUUUUGUCUCUAAACCAGAUUGCUUACCUGAAGGAGAACACAAACUACGUCAUGACCAUGACAGACCAAAAAAUCUUCAUUCUCUCAGGACCUCAGCUAGAGGCCAGUCUUCCCCACAAACCCAGAUGUCAUUAGGCAAAGAAGAACAGGAAGAGUAUGAGGGAUUUUCCAUAAUAAGCAAUGAACCUCUUUUGUCAUACACAGAAAGCCUUGAUCCAAACCUUAGACAAGGCACCAUUCAGGAAACAAUACAAGUUUCUGUAAACUCAAAGGGCAGUAUAAGCACACCUAACUCACCUGUAAAACUAUCGCUGAUUCCAAGUCCAAACUCACCAUUCCAAAAAGUUGGAAAACUUGCAAGCUCUGAUACUGGGGAAUCAGAUCAGUCGAGUACAGAAACAGACAGUACAGUUAAAUCUCAAGAAGAGAACAAUCCUAAACUCAAUCCUGAAGAGCUGGCUCAAAAGAUUUUAGAAGAGACUCAAAGCCACCUGAUUGCUGUUGAACGUCUUCAAAGAAGUGGAAGUUUGAACAAAACAAGUCAUUCACCUGAUGGUGCUACAACACCUAAUGGCAGUUCUUUGUUCAGGUCUUCAGAAACAAGCGCUUUUAGUAGACCUGUCCAGAAAGGGAUGCCGUCUCCAGUUAAUGUGAAACCAAAGCCUCCAACUAGAAGUUCCUCUCUUCAGAAAGUGAGCUCAGGGUAUAAUAGCCCAGCAAACUCUGAAACUUCUCUAAAAGACGCAGCUAGUCCCCACAGUAACCAGCCUUCCCCAAGUUCAGAUUCUCCCUACUUUAAGUUGAAAUAUCCUAGCUCUCCAUACAGUUCCCAUAUUUCAAGAUCUCCUCGAAAUAUAUCCCCAAGCUCAGGUCAUCAAUCUCCUGCAGGAAGUACAUCAUCUCCAGCGCUUUCAUACUCCUCUGCUGGUUCUGCCCGAUCAAGUCCCGCUGAUGCCCCAGAUCUGGAUAAAUUAAAACUUGCUGCAAUUGAUGAGAAGGUGAAGGCUAUUCACAAUCUGAAGAUGUUUUGGACAAGUGGCCCUCAGCAAACAUCAGGUCCAAUCAAAAUACUGCGUGGAACUCCCGGAACAAUGACUUCAAAGAAAGACGUUCUUAGCUUGUUAAACCUCUCUCCACGACAUAACAAGAAAGAAGCGGCUGUAGAUAAUCUUGAACUUAAAGAACUAUCUGCUCGGAAAAAGCAGGUUGAUGCUGCACAGCCAAAUCCACCAAAUGGCCACAAACACACAGAAAAUAUUAAUGUAGCAAAUAUAACUCAAUCCACCCCAUCUAUUAACAUGCCUGCUUCUCUACGCAGCCUAAAACUGUCCUCUGGAAAUGGGUACAAGUUCCUUUCACCAGGGAGAUUUUUUCCUUCUUCAAAAUGUUGAACUGUCUUUUAUACAACUUUUAAGCCUGUUUUGCCAUUUGUAUAUUGUUUAUGUCCAAUUGCCUUCAUAAGUGACAGACUAAAAUAUUACAUGUGAAGCAGAGGUUAUAAUGGUUGUUAUUAAAUCAUAGGGUGAGGAUUUUUCUAAGGUUUACCAAAAAUUACAUUCUAAUGUACUUGUAUAUAAAAAUAUGCAUUCAGUAGAAACAUGGUCCACUUAGGUAAUCAGAAUAAAUUAAAAAAAUACUAGUAUUUGUAUUUUUUAGUAAUGGUUUUCUAGAACAGCAGAUCAACACUUUUUUUACUUUAGGUAUUGUGGUUUCUUGGGCAUAUACUUCACAUUAGACAUUGCACGCAUUACAAAGUGAAUGAUAUUUAUUUUCUUAGGUAGGAAAAGCUCUUAUGUGAUCUGAUCUUAAAGUGUACACCAACCCUAAGCCUCUGUUCAAUAUGUUUGGCAUCAUGCUUCACUGUUUACAAUUUUCUUAAUCAAUUUUUGUUUUUAAACACCUAAGGAUUUCUGACAUUUGUCCUACAUCCUGCCUUGUAGUGCUGUCGCUGUGAACUUGUUUUCUCUUCAUCUGGUUCCUGGCUUCUAAGUAAAAGUGAUCUGGCUGGCUAUACAGCUGCCUGAUCACUUUUACAGGAUAAACAAUGUGCUGCCCCUCUGUGGUUCCCAGGCUCUCCUGUUCUUCCCAGGAGCCUGAGACCCCAACAGACACUGUUAGGAUAGCAGGCUGUAGGACAUCAAAAAACAGCCAUUCUCAAGUGUCCUCUGCAGAGUGUGGACCUGGAAGCACUUUUAAAAUUUCGACUGCAAAUCCAGGUGAACAGCAAAUCAAGCACAGUCUCAAUGUUGUUUCAUCAGUGCACACAGUUUUCAACUCAACCUUAUCUUUUAUUUUGUACAUAACAAGGGAGAUUAUAGUGUGUUUGUGUGCAUUAAAAUGUGUAGUUUUUACUGAAACUAUAGAUUUUAUAAACAGUUGCACAAAUAUUGUGCGAUAAUAAAAAUUGCAGCUACUGACUUUCAAUUCUACUGUAUAGGGUCUCUGCUUUCAGAAAACAUAUGUUUUUGGAUUUUAAGUAAUAUUCUAACCAGAAAUGCAAAUUGUAAUAUGUGUGCAAAGUGGUUAUAUCUGUUCCAAAGUUUCUUUCCUGGAGACCCUGACAGUAACAGCACUAUAGCAGGCUGACAGCAGUAAGCCACUGACUUGCAAUUAGCAACAGUGCUCCUUUAGUUUCAUUGGGCUACUUAUCUGAUACACCUGAUAGACAGCCCAACAUCCAACUGAAGAGCACACAUGACAAGCUGACAACCCUGCUGCUAAUUGAGAGACAGCGGUUUAGGGAAACUGAUUACGGUGAGACUUGAUGCCAAACAGAAAAAUCGAUUUUGGGUUUACAUAACCUUAUGUGUGCUUACAAAGGCUGUGUACAGAAUGACAAAGGUAAUAUGCAAAGUGUAGAACCCAUAAAAACAAAUUAUAUUUUGGUUUAGGUCAGGGAUGAUAAAUUGUGAUCAGUUGUUGUGGGUAACUUUUAAAUUGCAUAUUAUUCUUUGCCUUUAUUAAAAAAAAAAACUUGUAUUAUCCACAUGCUUUUUACACUCUGAGUAAAAGCCACUCCUGAGCAAGGAAUCUUAUUUGCUGCUUGAGUGGACAUACAGUACAUGUGGAUAUGCGUAUAGUGUACCUGGUAGUUCACAGAUAGGCAGUGGCUGCAUUUCCACCAUGGCACCACAAAUAGGGAGUUGUACUUUGUAAGUACCCCCAAGAACCCUUCUUAGUGGCCCUGGGCAUUUGAGAGAGAGUCAUACAACUUAAGAGUACUGAUUAUGUUGACCAUUUCUCAAUAUAUUCCAUACUACAUCAUGGGCAGAACCCAGAAUAAGUGGUCCUUAGAAUGAGAUCAGCUAGCCACUUUCUCUUAGUCAUCCCUGGAGAAAUGUGUUCAGGCAGUUCAUUCUAAUCUCCAUUCGGGCAGGAAAGUCCUGUUUGUUUUAAGCAGAAGUAAUGAAUUUGUCCUCUGAAACAUUGAUAAUUACUAUGAAUCCCUAUGUAUCACCAGGUUCUUCUGAUUAAGCCAGGUUUUUGUCGCUGUUUUUCUUUCUACAUUUAUUUUAUUCAAAAGAAAAAUGUAGUUUUCGAUUACACAGUUACAGAAUUUGUUUUUAUACUGUCAAACUUCUUGUAUGCAGAAUCAUUUGUUCAAACAUAUUUAGCGAUGAAGACAUCUUAGCAUAAUUUACCCCAAAUCUGUAAUUAACUUUUAGACCCAUUCUAAGAAUAAAUAGGAUAUAUUUUGUACGAAUCAGGGCUUGAAAACCAAGGCAUUCUCUUCUGUUUUAUUUAUACAUGUGUCAAAACACAGUUGAUGAAUGUUCUAUAAAAAAUAACAUCUGACAAUAAAGACAAAUUCUGAGUGAUGUCGAGAUGAAUAUAACGCUUGCUUCUGUAAUCCACCAUAGAUUGCUAAUUGCAGGUAUGAUAAUCAGAGAAGUUUUCUGGCACAAUGAAGUAAACAUUAAUAUCUGUAUCUUAUUGGACAGUAAAGUAAAUCCAGGUAUUAAGAAAUAGGCCUAAGGAACAAUUUUAGUCUCUUGCUAAGGGGCCACAUAACCACUUGUUGCACUUUGUUUCAAGUAAGAUGAUUUACCAACAGGCUACACAUUUGUAAGAAUAAAAUCACAUGUAAUUCAUCCAUAA